Pollicipes pollicipes is the source of this 783-nucleotide messenger RNA. RefSeq lists its product as uncharacterized. The transcript has 2 exons. NCBI's taxonomy places the organism in Eukaryota, Metazoa, Arthropoda, Thecostraca, Pollicipedomorpha, Pollicipedidae. Bases 1 to 783 code for a protein of 260 amino acids. The record is from RefSeq and is a predicted model, not a curated record.
AUGCCCCUACGUGAUCAAUGGUCCCUAACAAAAAGACAGGUUAACAAAAAGGAUACGGAUAAAAGCGAAGGGUCUGCCGCGACUGAGAUUAAGGACAAAGAGCCCCAGAUCAAUGCAGAGGCAGAAGAAAGACACCAGAUCAGAACGCUAGAUGCAGCUAAGACCACUGUUGAGCUCCUCAUAGCGGGCUUCAUCGCGAAGCACAACCUUACGAUGGCUUUGGCUGAUCAUCUUGUUGCCCUCGUGAAUGCGGUCUGCCCAGGCUCCCAGAUAGCUGAAAACAUUAGAUCGGUCAGACCAAAGACAAUCGUGGUCAUUAAAGACACCAUCAGGGUGGAGAAGCUGGCGAGAGUGUCGUCUCUGACGGGGGAAAGCUGCUACUCUCUCAUGAUCGACGAGACGAUGGACCGCUCCACCAACAAGGCACUGGCAGUUGUGGCACGUGUUUAUGACAGCCGAAUGAAGGCGACCAAAGACCUGUUCGUGUAUCUUGUGGAGGUCAAAGAUGCGUCCGCCGGGGAUAUUCACCGAGACGUCCCGAAAGUGUUGUCGAACAAGGUGCCAUUCUCCAACGUAAUAAGACUCGGCGCCGACAACGCAAGUGUCAUGACGGACAAACAUAGGGGCGUUCAAACCCUGUUGAAGAAGGGCGCACCUCAUAUCCUUGUGACCGGAUGUGUUUGUACUUCACUGCACCUGUACGCGUCCGCAGCGUGUUUGAAGCUGCCGCCCACGGUCGAGGACCUGGCGAGAGAUGUUUCGACCACAUCGGAAACAGUCUGA